AUGGCUGGCUUUGGCGUAUUAUCGAGAUCCCUGGAAAAUCCAUCACCCAAAGAUGUUAGCUGUUUGAAACGUGUUAUUUGUUACUUGAACAGCAUGAUAAACUUCAAGUUGGUGUAUAAAUUUGAUCCAACUAUCAAACAGCUAGAAUGUUAUAGUGACACAGAUUUCGCCGGCUGCCCUACUACAUCUCGAUCAACAACUGGCUUUCUGAUCAAGUAUGCUGAUGCGGCGAUUUCCUGGAUCAGCAAACAACAGCAGUUGGUAGCAGACUCCAGUUGUGAAGCCAAAUUGAUCUCCGCUAUUGAAGCAUUGAAGGAAACCAUCUGGAUUUUGAGAUUAUUUCAAGAAUUAAUCAAUCUGUCCACUGUUCCUGUGUUAUUGGUGGAUAACAAAAAUGCCAUUCGCAUAUCCAGAGGAAGUACUUCUUCAUCCAUGACCGAAUUCGAGUAA
This is a messenger RNA of Planococcus citri (citrus mealybug), 450 nucleotides long. RefSeq lists its product as uncharacterized. The transcript has 2 exons. Bases 1 to 450 code for a protein of 149 amino acids. The record is from RefSeq and is a predicted model, not a curated record. Lineage: Eukaryota; Metazoa; Arthropoda; Insecta; Hemiptera; Pseudococcidae.